CUGCAUCUUUAAAAUGUAAGGACUAUCAAUCCUUCACUUGUGCAUCACUAAACUUGAACCCUUUAAACAUCAGUUUCAUCAAUAACCCUUCAUUUCAAUCUCUCCACAAAAACCCUUUUUUUGUUUUGUUUUGUUUUGUUUGAAUGUAAUUUUCAUCUAUAGACCUUCACAUAUAUCCACCAUUGAAAUUGCAACUAUGUCCCAUCUUUCAACACUCCAAAGUUCAUCAGAUUUUCUUAGUACAACCACCAUAAUUGCACUUACCAUCUUCUUUUCACUCCUUUGUGCUUGUAUCAUCAUAGGUCACCUACUUGAAGAGAACCGGUGGGCUAAUGAAUCGAUUACAGCACUUCUUUUGGGAUUGUGUGCUGGAGCUGUGGUGUUGUUGGCGAGUAAAGGCAAUAGUUCAAAGAUUCUAGUGUUCAGUGAGGACUUGUUCUUCCUUUAUUUGCUUCCUCCAAUCAUUUUCAAUGCCGGAUUCCAAGUCAAGAAAAAGCAGUUCUUCAAGAAUUUCACAAUAAUUUUGAUGUUUGGAAUAUUUGGUACAGUGAUUUCAUUCUGCCUCAUAUCAGUAGGUGCCUUUUUGCUGUUCAACAGAAUUGGUGUGACAUCUUUAAAUACUCAAGAUUACUUAGCUGUUGGUGCCAUAUUGUCAGCAACUGAUACUGUGUGUACAUUGCAGGUUCUCAGUCAAGAUGAAACACCCUUCCUUUACAGUGUUAUAUUUGGGGAAGGAGUGGUGAACGAUGCUACUUCUAUCGUGCUUUUCAAUGCAGUUCAAUCACUCGAUUUCAACAAUAUCGAUGCCAUGAUAUCCUUGAAACUGUUGGGGAUUUUUCUUUACCUCUUCUUCACCAGUACCAUUCUUGGUGUAGUAGCGGGUCUUUUAAGUGCUUUUAUCAUAAAAACACUUUACUUUGGAAGGCAUUCGACAGACCGGGAAGUUGCACUCAUGAUGAUCAUGGCUUAUUUGUCAUAUAUGUUGGCUGAGCUACUGAAUCUCAGUGGGAUUUUGACAGUUUUCUUCUGUGGCAUUCUCAUGUCACAUUACACAUGGCAUAACGUUACUCAAAGCUCAAGGAUAACAACAAAGCAUGCAUUUGCAACAAUGUCAUUCAUUGCAGAAACAUUUAUAUUCCUAUAUGUUGGCAUGGAUGCCUUGGACAUUGACAAAUGGAAAGCCAGCAGUGCAAGUGCAGGAACUUUUAUUGCUGUCAGCUCAACACUGUUUGCAUUGGUGUUAGUUGGAAGGGCAGCAUUUGUGUUCCCUCUAGCAAACUUCAUCAAUUGUAUUCGUAGACGAGACGGUUCAAAUAUCGCGUUUCGAAAACAGUUUAUAAUGUGGUGGGCAGGCCUCAUGAGAGGUGCUGUUACUAUUGCACUGUCUUAUAACCAGUUUUCAAAUUCCGAUGAUAAAGAUACCCAAGAUUCAGCAUUGAUGAUCACCUCUACCAUUAUUGUAGUCCUGUUUAGUACAGUGGUUUUUGGUUCCAUAACCAAACCAUUGAUAGAAGCAGUGCUCCUAAGACAUGCAAAACCAAAUGUUUCAGAUGCUACUGAUAUCCCCAGCCUAGAUGACUUGAGAAUUAUGUUCAUUGAAAAUGGGGAACCAAGUGACAUGGGAGAGAAUCAACAAGCCGCAGCAGGCCCUAGGAGGAGUAGUUUGAGGUUGCUAUUGACUCAUCCAACUUGGACAGUUCAUUACUUAUGGAGAAAAUUUGAUGAUAGAUUCAUGAGACCAGUUUUUGGAGGAAGAGGGUUUGUUCCUUUUGUGCCUGGUUCACCCACUGGUGCCUCUGAUGAAGCUUCAAGAACUUGAAGAACAAUCACAUCUAUGUUACUCUGACUCUUUAUAGGUAUGAAGAUAUGACCUUCUAGAGAUCCUCCUAAUACAAGAAGAAAAUACAGAAAAUUGAGCAUACUCAUAUGUGAAGAUACACCAGAGUCCCAGUAACAUAGCUAUGUAGGUAUUAAAAGUUAUUUAUUUAUUUAUUUUAUUUUUUGGUUUGUUGAUGAUGCUAUAGUAAGUGUUUUUCCUAUCCCACUAUCAAAUAUUAUGUUGUUUUUUUUUUUUUUUGUAAAAUAGUGCCAGUGUAGUUACGAAAGCAUCAGCGUACAAGUUUUGUUCAAUUCUAAGAAUAAAUAAUUAUCUUGUGAAAGUCGUGUUAUCCUCUUCUGCUUUGCACACAAGCAAUAGCCAAUAAAGGUAUCAUAGACAAAGACUUGCUAUUAAGAAAAAGUAAAGCAUUUCUGCCAAGUAACAUACAUUUCCUUGCUUCCAAGUAAAGCAUUGCUGAAAUGAGUUAAAACGUUCCCUUUUAUUCCCAUUGGCAGAUCAAAUUUAUAAAACAACCCUAUACCCUUUUUUGAACCCUAUCCCAUAAAAAUGGAUCAAAUCUUUCUUGGCCUUUGCCACAGGUUGUACAAUUUCAUCACGAAAUAUCUAGCAACAUAUGCCAGGAAAAGAGUAACAUUAGGCGAUGUUUCUCAUCAUACUUCAGCUCAGUUACCUUCUCCAGGUGCUGAAUCAGCUAUACCGAGCUCCCUGACUGACCAAGCAACACACCCCGUGGCUGAAGCAACACCAGUUGAAGACUCAAGUUUGCAGGCCAAAGUAGAGCCAGAACCAAUGUAUAAUCAUAGUGAAAGUGGAAUUCCUUCUGCAACAUCUGAUGAAGAGAAAAAUGAGGAUGUUAUUGAAGCAGCAACGUCUGAAGCUCGACCUCCAAAGAAAAUGGUUAGCAUAAAUGAUACAGUAGAGGAGAUGACUGCAACUGCAAGCAAGAAGAAAAGUAAGAAGAAAAAAAGAGCAGAAAAAAUGGGAUCAUUUGACCAAGAAAUAGAGGAACCAAAACCUUUGAAAUCGAUUCUUAAAGUAGGGUCUAAGAUAGAUUAUGAGGGCAACAGUUUGGAGUCUACCUGAAUUUACCUUGCUGGUAAUGUACUUUGUAAUGGUUCUUGAUUUGUGAAUAUCAUAUCAUAUCAAUUUGUGAA
This is a messenger RNA of Gossypium arboreum, 2994 nucleotides long. RefSeq names its product sodium/hydrogen exchanger 1-like. The coding region runs from base 197 to 1819 and encodes 540 amino acids. NCBI's taxonomy places the organism in Eukaryota, Viridiplantae, Streptophyta, Magnoliopsida, Malvales, Malvaceae. Gene Ontology annotation, cellular component: membrane. Gene Ontology annotation, molecular function: sodium:proton antiporter activity. Gene Ontology annotation, biological process: regulation of pH; proton transmembrane transport; sodium ion transport. The record is from RefSeq and is a predicted model, not a curated record. The transcript is spliced from 14 exons.